This is a messenger RNA of Cloeon dipterum, 1920 nucleotides long. RefSeq lists its product as uncharacterized. The record is from RefSeq and is a predicted model, not a curated record. The transcript is spliced from 9 exons. Gene Ontology annotation, cellular component: transcription regulator complex; histone acetyltransferase complex. Gene Ontology annotation, biological process: positive regulation of transcription by RNA polymerase II. Bases 169 to 1848 code for a protein of 559 amino acids. Gene Ontology annotation, molecular function: chromatin DNA binding; histone acetyltransferase activity; transcription coactivator activity. NCBI's taxonomy places the organism in Eukaryota, Metazoa, Arthropoda, Insecta, Ephemeroptera, Baetidae.
UGUUACCUUUUGUUUACAUUUUUAACACUGCUGAGGUUCCGGCACUUACUAUCGCACUUCUUUGUGUAAUUUCUUUGGGAGAUUUUCCUUCACGACUGAUUUUUUUAAUCAGAAAGAAAUCUUAAUGCUUGGAUCUUCAGCUGGACGAAGCUGACAAAACCGGAACAAAUGAUGAGCCAGAGCAAGCGUAGUCAGUUGAACCUCAGGAAGCCGAUGAAUCGGUCUCAGCCUCGAAAACCACGGAAUGUGAUGAGGGGAAUAAUCUCAAACAUGUUCCUGCAGUUGAAAGAACUUUUGCAGCAAGAAAAACUCUCCUUGCUUCAUGAGCUUGAAACUCAGCUAUUUAGGAAAUUUGAUGAAUGCCAAGAGAGGCAAAAUAUUCGGAAACUUCAGGAGUUAUAUGAGUGCGGAUCUUUGAGUUUCGAGGCAAUGGAAUUAUUUUUGAACCACGUGUCCACAUGCCAACUAAAAUGGUGCCCAGUGCAUUUUUGCAACAUUACACGCAGAUUAUUGCCUGGCUCCAUGCGCCAAAUACCAGAAAAGCCAGUCAAGGAAUACAGCUUCUUUGACAAGUUGUAUCUUUUGGCUGAACAGUUUACCGGAGCACAACACGUACCAGCAGCGCCAGGAGUGAAUAAAUCAGCUGUCUCACGGAUAAAUGUGCCGAAACUGCCGAAAAAUAGAGCCAGUGCUCGAGGCCGACCAACUCGUUUGAGGAGGAAAGCGGCAUUCAUUCGAGAGGAAAAGCAGUCGACUGAGGCGAGCACCGACUCUGCCGAAACAAGCAAUCUAACUUCAGAUGGAGUAAAUGGUUCAACUGACGGUGUCUUGUCCUCGUCUGAAGGGACUUCUGCAGGGUCUGCAAAAGGUUCAAACAAGUGGAAAAUGUUGAUUACUCAAGAUUUUAGGGAUGAUUUAGCGGCUGGAUUUGUGAGAGAUUUCAUUUUCUCUACUAAUACUUUGGAAGAAGACGCUUAUCAAAAGGCAAACUCAGAGGGUGAAUAUUACUUCCUAUUUGCUGAAAAUUUUCACAAGUAUAUAUGCAAUAUGAAAGUGCAGAAGAUUGCCAAAGAUUUGAGUGCAUUAGGUGAAACUGUGGCAUCUAAGAUGGCAAUACGCAGGGAUGUCAAUGAAUCUACCAGUGAGGAAAAACAGGUGCAGCCCGAAGAUCUGACGGCCCUGCCUGAGGCCCCCACGACACAACCUGAAAUAUCAGAGACCUCAACAGUAAAACUCGAAGAGGUACGACCUGAUACACCUUCGGUUAAACCUGAGGCCCCGACAACUCAUGAACAGAAUGAGGUUACUCCUGCUCCGCCUGAUCAGCAAGAGGGACAGAAGGAAGUGGAUAAGCCCUGCGAUAAUUCUGAGAGCAAAAUCAUACUUGUUUCCCACGCACCCAACAAAACGGAACAGAUUGAUAGCAAAGUGAAAGUGUUUGCCAUCGAAGAUUAUGUACUUAAUCUGGAGCACGCGAUUGAAUGCGGAGACUCAAACUGCAAAAAGCGUGGAUGCGAUCCAGCAAAGAGAUUCGUGCAACAUUCCAGAGUCUGCGAGUACAGGGAAAAGGGCGGCUGCAACAAGGUGUGCAGGCCUUCAUUCGCAGUGUGUAGCCUCCAUGUGAGACGGUGCAACAAGACCGAUUGUCCGAUGCCCUAUUGCUCAUUUAUUAAAGGGGAAGUGGCACGGGUCAGUGCCAGGUUUUCCAACAAAAGUACCAAUGACCAGAUGGAAAAAGAGACAGUAGUGCAGCAAGAAGCUGAAGCUCAUAAAGCGACUCUACCCACAAGCCGCAUCACCUGUCCUCGCGCCAAAUUAAGAGCUCGCAGAUUGGCUGACUCGAAGUAGACACCAUGCCAAUAUUGUUCUUAUUUUCUAGGGAAAAAAAGAAUAAAAAAAUUCUUAGCUCUUUCUCAAUCA